Messenger RNA from Anisakis simplex (herring worm), 171 nucleotides. The record is from the annotation of a GenBank genome assembly. Lineage: Eukaryota; Metazoa; Nematoda; Chromadorea; Rhabditida; Anisakidae.
AUGGGUGCACGGGAUUUCAUGGGAAGUGCCACAGGGAUUCUCACGGGAAGUGGCGCAGGGACUCGCAUGGGGAGUGGCGCGGGGUGGGUUUUUAUGAGGAGUGUCGCAGGGGUUAUCAUGGGAAUCCUUGAUGGGAUUAUCGUGGGAAGCGGUGCUGGGACUCUCAUGGGA